Molecule: messenger RNA, 2987 nt
Organism: Gordionus sp. m RMFG-2023
Lineage: Eukaryota; Metazoa; Nematomorpha; Gordioida; Chordodea; Parachordodidae
Product: SUMO-activating enzyme subunit 2-like
Exons: 22
Coding region: 23-2893 (956 amino acids)
Biological process (GO): protein sumoylation
Cellular component (GO): SUMO activating enzyme complex; cytoplasm
Molecular function (GO): SUMO activating enzyme activity
Source: RefSeq, a predicted model, not a curated record
UAUCAUUUUUUUAAAAUUCUAGAUGUACAUCGAUUUUGAUCAAGUUAGUACUUCGAAUGUAUUUAUUGUCGGAGCAGGAGGAAUUGGAUGUGAAUUACUUAAAGAUUUAGUUCUUACCGGAUUUUCUAAUAUACAUCUAAUUGAUUUAGAUACCAUUGAAGUAAGCAAUUUGAAUCGACAAUUCUUAUUUCAGAAAUGCCACAUUGGAAAAUCUAAAGCAAUUGUGGCUAGAGAAAGUGUUCUAAAAUAUAGACCACAUUUAAAUAUCAUAGCUUAUCAUGAUUCCAUAACUAACCCUAAAUAUGAUGUCAAAUUUUUCAAACAAUUUAACUUAGUCUUAAGUGCAUUGGAUAACAUUAGUGUGAGAUAUCACCUGAAUAGAAUGUGCUUGGCUGCCAAUGUUGCAUUGAUUGAGAGUGGAACUACUGGUCUCUUAGGUCAAAUAAAGCCAAUUUUUAAGUCUGAAACUGAAUGCUACGAUUGCCUUCCCAGGAUUUUAGGCAAGGUCAACUAUGCUAGUUGUACUAUUAGGAAUACCCCAAGUGAGCCAGUUCAUUGUCUUGUUUGGGCUAAGCAUCUAUUCAAUGUGCUAUUUGGGAACGAGAGUGAUGAAGACAUUAUAUCCCCGGAAAUACAGAUUCCAUCUACACAAGAUAAUCAGGAGAAUCAUAAUGGCACAAAUGAGCUGCCAAAGAAAGGAGAAUCAUCCGAUUCCAGCCAGAUUCAGGGGAAGACUAGUUAUUCUACGCAAGAAUGGGCCAAAAUGUACGAUUACGAUGCCAAAGCUCUUGCUAUGAAACUCUUCAAACUCGACAUAGAAUAUCUGUUGGGAAUGGGCGAUCUCUGGAAGAACAGGAAACCUCCCAAGCCUUUGCAGCCUCGAGAGCUCGAUUUUUUAUGCGCGCCAAAAGGUGACACGCUAUUGGAGCUUGUAACCAAAUUCAACCCCCUUCUAAUAUUCGAACUGGACCUAGCAUCCUUUUUUGAUUCAAGUUUUAAACUCUUGUCGCUCAAGAUCUUGUCUCAGUGUGACCCAACGGAUGAUUGCGCCACCCUUAAAAAUUCCGCCGAAACCGACGUUGAAAGUGAGCAUAGGACCGUGUGGGACUUGGAGAAAUGCCUCAAAAAUUUCGAGGAAAGUCUGUCUAAGCUAACCGCGACGCUGAAAAAACGAAGCGACGGGCUCGUUUGGGAAAAGGAUGAUCCUACCUGCAUGAAUUUCGUAGCUGCGGCCUCCAAUGUUAGGUGCCAUGUUUUCGGGAUCAAUCUACUCAGCUACUUUGACUGCAAAUCCAUAGCUGGGAAUAUAAUUCCGGCCAUUUCCACUACAAACGCCAUAAUCGCGGGUCUCGUAGUCACCCAAGCCUGCUAUGUAUUAUCAGGGCGCAAGGAUAUGUGCCAAACACUUUUUCUCAAAACGCCUAACGUUUCACAAUUCCGCAAUAGGCUAAUAGGGACGGAAGCGCUCAGGCAUCCAAACCCUCGGUGCUUUUCGUGUUCCGCCAAUCCUGAAGUAUACCUCAAGAUUGACCCCUCAACAUUUUUGGUCAAAAGAUUGAUACAAGUUAACGAGCAAAAUUGUCUAGCUAUUCGAGCAGCGAUCACGGUGAUGGGAUGUGAUACAUGUCAAAGUGUUUGGCCAGAUGGAAGAAUAAAAAGAGAAGAAAUAAAGGUUAGACAAUUCGAUGGAUCAGAGAUGACAAUAAUGGGAAGAAUCGAGAUUGAGGUGAUGAUAGAGAACAGAAUGGAAGUGUUGGAUUUAUGGAUCAUUGAUAAAAGAGUUGAAACGGUUUUGGGAUGGGAAUGGAUUAUACGCAUUGGUUCUUGGUAUAGUUUUUGGGGUGUAUUUGCAUGGUGUGGUAUAUGUUUGCCCAUUGUAGGUGAUGAUGAAAAUGAAAAUAUGAUAUAUUCGGGCAAUCAAAGGUUGCCAGGGGUUGAGACUAUAUUUAAUAGAGAAGAGAUGGGAGAAGGGGAGGGAAGAAUACCGUUUGAAUGGCGAAAGGAGGUGGAAAUAGAGUUGAAUCAAUGGGUGAGAAGGGGCAUCGUAUGUCCAGUGGAAUAUAGUGAGUGGGCAACGCCCUUAGUGCCUGUGAAGAAAUCAAAUGGGAAGCUUCGAUUGUGCGCAGAUUUCCGGGUAACCUUAAACCCGUGGGUUGUAGAAGUGCUCAAAAAUGAUCUCUACAUGGUUCAACCCGACAUCACCAUCGAUGACGGGAAAGGCACAGUGCUCGUUUCCUCGGAGGAUGACGACACUUUAGAAAACGAAAGUAAAACCUUAUCCUAUUUCGGUCUCGGUGAUGGCAAAAGACUCGUGUGCGAUGAUUACUCCCAGAAUUACACCGUGAAUGUCAAUAUCGUAUCACGUGAUUCUCGAGAUGUUGAUGGCGAAGAGUACACUAAGGAUUUUCAAAUUCUAGGCGAUAUUGCCUCGAUCGUGAGUCAGCCCUCUACCUCGAAGACUCUGCUAGAAGACGAUACGCAAAGAUAUCCCAGUAAAACUACUAUCAAGAGAAAGCAACCGAUUGAAAAUUCGAAUGAUAUCCAUGAUACAGUUAAUAAUAAUAAUAAGUAUACGCCUACUCAAGAGGAAGGUACGGGGGACGAUAUGCCCGGCCCAUCUAAGCGGUUCAAAAAUGUCGAAGCGAAUAAACGAUCAUCAACCACAGCUGAUAGAAACAAUUUUACCCCGUACGGCGAUCGAAAGAUGCUCCGCGCUUCUCUAGGAGAACAAAGAGAAGACAUUAUAGAGAUCGCGUGCAUAUCGCUGAACCAUCAUUCCAAAAGUGUUAACUCCACCCUCAAAACUGCCCUCGAGAUCAAAAACGGGCAGAUGUCGCAUCAAAAUGGUGACACCCGUUUCGGUGAAACGGACGAGAUUACUAUCAUAGAUUAAAUUAAUGAAUAUAUUUUUUUUUACGUUUUUUUCUUGUACAUAAUUUUAUAUGUGUGUGUUAUCUUUUACGUUAAUUUUAUUUUUAUAAGAUGUA